AUGAAAAGACAACAAGAAGACGAUCUUCGAGUAUCAAGUGAAGAUGAAGUUUUUGAAGCAUGCUUACGUUGGCUAAAUUAUGCACCCGAACAACGUAAAACAGACUUUCAUUUGAUACUUCAACAUAUUCGAUUGGCUUUUGUUAGUCCUUAUGUAUUAAUGGAUAGAGUGGCAAGCUGUAAAACAGUACAAGAAGAUGCAAUAUGUCGUGAAUUACUUCAUGAAGCAUUACAAUUCCACUUACUUGUCGAUAGGCGUUCUGAAAUGUCAACAACAAAUUCUCGAUUAAAACCACGUACAUGCUCAGAAUUAACUGAAACAUUAAUUUUUUUGGGCGGAGAAGAUGAACGAGUUGUUGUACGUGGUGUUGAAAUAUAUAAUCCCGAAAGAGAUGAAUGGAAAAAACUUUGUUGUUUACCAUAUGCUGUAUCAAAACAUGCUAUUGUUGCAUCAGGAGCUUCAACUCUUUAUUUAUGUGGUGGUGAUUAUCCGAAUGGAAGACCAAGUUCAGAAGUUUGGAAAUAUGAACAAAAACUUGAUACAUGGAUACAAUUGUCAGAUAUGUUAACACCACGAUCAGAAUUAGGUUUAGCAUUAAUUGAUGGUUAUAUAUAUGCUUGUGGUGGAACAAAUGGAGAAGUUCGUUUGAAUACUAUUGAAAGAUAUUCAAUAACUGAUAAUAAAUGGACUUUAAUUGCUUCAAUGCAAAUUGGUAUGACCAGUCCAGCUUGUUGUUCUCUGAAUGGAUAUUUGUAUAUAACCGGUGGAGCCGUACUUGAAGAAGGCGAUGCAGUUGAUCUAGUCAUGAGAUUUGAUCCACGAAAACUCGAAUGGAGUAAUGAUGUUGCUCCAAUGCGUAUUGCACGUUCAGGUUCAGCAGCUGUUGUACUUAAACGUAAAAUUUAUGUUUGUGGUGGAUUACAAUCGAAUACAGAAAAUACAAAUUUAGCUGAAGUUUAUGAUCCAACGACAAAUCAAUGGCAAUUUAUAGCACCUAUGCGUGAACAUCGUUAUCGACCAGGUGCAGCUGUUGUUAAUGAAAAAAUUUAUGUAUGUGGUGGUCAAGAUGAACAACCAGGUAAAUAUCAUGAAAGUGUUGAAUGUUAUUCAAUUGAAACAGAUCAAUGGACAAUAAUAACCGAAUUAAUAUGUGGACGAAGUUUUCUUGCAUGUGCGAUGCUUUUACUUAAAUGGUCCGAUAUUCUUUGGGAACAUGUUUGUGAAGGCGAAACUAAUUCAUUACCCGAUAUAGGUUAA
Rotaria sp. Silwood2 is the source of this 1257-nucleotide messenger RNA. NCBI's taxonomy places the organism in Eukaryota, Metazoa, Rotifera, Eurotatoria, Philodinida, Philodinidae. The record is from the annotation of a GenBank genome assembly.